Eucalyptus grandis is the source of this 2424-nucleotide messenger RNA. RefSeq names its product vacuolar fusion protein CCZ1 homolog B. Gene Ontology annotation, cellular component: Mon1-Ccz1 complex; intracellular membrane-bounded organelle. The coding region runs from base 343 to 1920 and encodes 525 amino acids. The transcript has 11 exons. The record is from RefSeq and is a predicted model, not a curated record. NCBI's taxonomy places the organism in Eukaryota, Viridiplantae, Streptophyta, Magnoliopsida, Myrtales, Myrtaceae. Gene Ontology annotation, biological process: vesicle-mediated transport.
CGAUAAGGACUCGCCCCGAAGUUGCCAAAGCUGUCGCGCGUUCUCUUUCCUCUCGCGAUUCCACACUAGCCGAUUCCGCUGCUCGGCUCGAACGCUACCUGCCAUUCAAACGCAAGAAACCACGACGACGACGCGGCGCUGUUCGGGGGGCACUGAGCUCCGCACCCUCCGUCGCCUCGGAAGACGAGAUUUCUAGGUCGAAUCGCCGCUCGUGCGAGGGAAUCUGCGGGUUCGACCUCGCGCUGAUCGUUCCCUGGGGGGGAUGAUCGCGAUCGAUCGGUGCGUCGUCGCGGUCCGGAUUUCGAACUCUUUUUGACUCGGGGGCUUGAAUUCGACGCGGUAAUGGGCUUGUCGUCGGUCGCGAGCAACAGCGAGGGCAUGCAGCUGUGCAUCUUCGACCUGCGGAGAGGGCAAAACGAGGGGCAGGAGCUGGACAAGAUCCUGUUCUUUUACCCGGCCGAUCUGCCCUUCUCCACUCAGCUCUCCGUCAUUGGCCUCAGCGAGGGCCUCAUUACCUUCACCAGGAUUUUUUCUCCAGAGGCUGCUUGCGAGGUCAUCGAAGCGGAGAGGCACUCUCAUGUGUUCUUCGAGGCGGAACCAGAUAUUUGGAUGGUCGUGAUUGUUGAGAAAAACAAGGAAGCGGAAGCGAUUUGGAGAGUUGAAGGAUUGAGAAAGGUCCUAAAGGAAGUCCACUCUCUUUUCUUGAUGUUCCACGGGUCUAUAAGAUCAUUGCUUGAGAAGGAACCAGCUGCAGGAUCGGUCAGAUCUCAGUUGUACAUAUUCAUCAUGGAUUAUCUUAGUGCAUUUGAAAAGCGGUCUCCAUUGGAUUACUGCUGCUGGGAUUUUCUCUCUUCGAAGAAACUCCAAUUACCAUCAUUCCGUGAUUCUUUGAAGGAGCGUGCGACUGUACAGAUGCUAACUGUAGGACGUGAGGCUGCAAUAGAAGUUCAGUCACUUGUCAGGGUUGUAGAAUCGUGCACUGGAAGCCAGUCAAGCCACUCGUUGCUCUUGUUUCAGGACCUUCUAGUUUCUACGACACUUUCUCCAGAUGACACCAUCAAUCUAUUUACAUAUGCUGUUCUAAGAUUGACCCCUCGUGCUCUCUCUGCGGGGUUAAGUUCCUGGUCCUAUCUACGUAAGGGAAGUGCUGCAUCCACUGCCGUGACAGGGCCUACUAUGGGAAGCGCAACUUCUCUUUCAGAACCUUUCCAUGGUUCACGUGGUACCUCCGCAGGUGAUGAUCACAGUCAUGCCGUGAGACCUCUGCAGCAUGACAGGUGGUCCAAAGGAAGGGAUGGUUUUCUUAUCACAGAUAUCUGGCAAGCUGAGCCUGCGAGCUUAGUUUCUGUCACCCCAUCAAUUUGGCUCCAGCAGACUGAAGAGAAAAUGUAUCUCUGUGCUUAUCAACACAAGAGCCUUACCUUUAUCCUUCUGAUUCCUGUGUCCUCUGUUAUUAAUGGGGAACAAGGCAUUUUGGCAGUGAAGCAGCUAGUUCUUGAACAUGCGUCAUUGAAGAUGUUGAAAGUUGAAGAAAAGCUCUCAAAAGGAUGGGGUGGUGAGAAUGCGUACCAUGUCAGUGGUUACCGUUAUUUGCUUGUAGAUGGUGACAGAAACUUAUCCAGGGCUUCACCGCCAGGCAAAGUUGCUACAUUGACAAAGGAUUCAUUGCUUGCUUUGAGUAAGCUCAGAGAAGAGGUUGACAUUGAAAAAAGCAGGGCAAAAUGGGAUAAUGACGGUCAUGAGAAAGAUCUCGAAAUAUGCACUAGGGCUAGAAACAAUGCAUGGGUUAUCUCUCAAGUUACAAGGGGAAAAGAACUGUACAUGGUUCUUGAAAAUGCCAAUGAGACCCUUCUUUAUGCCUCUGAUGCUGUUCAGAAGUUCAGCAACAGGUACUGCAAUGGAGCCUUCUCCUUGGAUUAAGAACUUCGGUCUGCACAUUUGGAGCAAUUUUAGCAGAAUGAUGUGCGAAAUUAUAAAUAUCCCUUGUUUCUACCAUUUACUUGGAGAGCAGAUGCAAGGCACAGGUGCCCUUCUCUGUACAUCACUCUCACUUCACUGUGGCAUGGAAAAAGCUGAUCAUUGUAACUUGCUUUGUUCCCAUCUUAUUGUGCUAUAAAAUUUUGGCCGUUAUGCUUUUAGGGGUUGGGAUUCUUAUCCUGAACAGGUCAUGUUGAAUUCGUUUGGACUGUGACCCUGAGGACACAUUAUUGUACUUUUCCCAGAUGAAGGGGUCACAGUGUAUUUGAGCUAUAGGAGGCAUUGGUAUAUCUUUCACCCAAUCUUCACGGUGUUUACUGUUUAGUUUCAGUAGCCUCAUCACCUUCUGUGACACCUUUAUGUAAAAGUUUUUGGUUCUUCUAUGUGAAUAUCUCCUCAGUGAAACGAAAAUUGCAUAGAUUGGAUUGGAUGUGAAAUGUCUUGAAA